Messenger RNA from Rhinichthys klamathensis goyatoka, 1694 nucleotides. RefSeq lists its product as uncharacterized. The transcript has 5 exons. The record is from RefSeq and is a predicted model, not a curated record. The coding region runs from base 105 to 941 and encodes 278 amino acids. NCBI's taxonomy places the organism in Eukaryota, Metazoa, Chordata, Actinopteri, Cypriniformes, Leuciscidae.
CAAAAACCUUUCUCUUGGAAACAUAUUGAUGGGAAUGGCCAGAAUGAAAAAAGUAGGUCGAUUCAUAAUUUUGGCAUAACAUUACAUUUUUAUUUCCCCCUCUUAUGUACAGAGUUGCUGGGGAAGUAUUUGCAGUGAGCCUAGGCCAAGGUGGGCCGCCUCCACGCUUUCUUCAAGAGUGGUGUUACCAGUAUUUGGUGACUGGGACACUGAAGGACAUCACAAAAGAAAACGUGUAUGAUGCAGAGUUGUCCACAUUAAUCGAAAAGAUUGAAAAUGCAACUGAUGUGACACAGUACACAGAGGAAAUCCUCAACUGUGGAUACACUGGCCCCAUCACAUUGGAGCAUCAAGACAGUAUUGUAAGAGCUGUUUUGCUACAUGCCACCACGAAGCGUACACCAAUGCUUCAACAACUGCGAGAAGGCCUUGAACUCUACCAACUGCUGUCAGUUAUGCAAAGGAAACCCAAGGAAUGUCGGGAUCUUUUUGUGAUUGGGGAUGAUGACAAGGUUGAUUCACAUUACAUCAUCUCCAGCCUGGCUCCAGUGAUGAGUGAUACUGGAUCGCUAAAACACAAGACAGAGGCACAGAUACUGGAGUUCUUUCAAGAUUUCCUUCUCGCCCUGGAGGAUGGGGAUGCCAGUCAGCCUGAGGAAGAAGACAAUGGAUCACCUCUCUCUGUUCCUCGAGUGAUGCAAUGGCUGACGGGGCAGGCUCACAGACACCUGCUGGUUUCAGAAAGGCAGAAUUUUAAAAUUAAAGUUCUUUUUGAUCACAGUUGUCUUGAACGCAUGCCAAAGCACACAGUGUGCUACCCUGUUGUGAGUGCAUGCAGCACCACAAUAACAUUUCCCACAGUCCAUCUGAAAGACAGCGAAGCAUUUAACUCCAACCUUGAAAUUGCAAUUCGAUAUGGUUCCAGGUUUGAUAGGGUUUAACUUUUGUUUUACUAAAGCUGAUGUGUUAAGUUAGUUAAUUUUAGUUCGACCCUGAUCCUCUUAAACUAUUAGUAAUCAACACUACUGCAAAAUGUCUCAUGUUGUCUGCUGGGUGUUCUGUUAUUUUCUUGCAACCAAGUAUUUUUUUUUUCAUAAUAUUUGCUAACAUGGUCUUGCAUAUAGAAAGGUUCUGAGAUAUACUGUACAAUUAAUGGUAUACCAGCAUUGACACCCCCUCCUCCUCUGAAGAAAAAUUUAACAUGACAGGAUCAUUUCAAUUGGCAACAUGCUCAAAAGCUGUUUUGUCUCAUGAGUGUUAUACACUAGUCUCAAAUUUAUACAAAGCAAAAUUGAAAAACAUUUCCUUUUUUGGCAUUUCUGCUUGUUUCCCAGAUAAGGAUGGGUAUGGCAUUUGCUAUUAAGUGUUGACCGCUCCAGAAAGUGUCAGAGGUGUUACAAAUUGUGUUGAAGUUAUAGUCGUUUGUUACUAUAAUAAUUGUUAAUUAUUAUUAUUAUUAGAAUUUGAUCCUAUGAUGAUAAUGUAUUUUAUUGUCAUAUGAAAAUCUGUUUUAAACAUUGGUAUUCAUACAGGGUUUUUACACUCAAGCAGGUCCCAAACUUAAUUGAUUAGAAUAUUCAAAUGUUCCUAUAUGGCAGCCGGGCGAUUCAGGUUCUACUGUUAAGUCAUUAUUAUUCUGUAUUUUGCCCCAACAGUGAAAUAAUGUUGAAUUAAAGAGUAAGUUCUCUUCAGUA